UGCUUGUUGUCUCCUCCCAGACACACAGUUUGUUGCAAUUCUGUAGAGUAAGUGCCAAGACCGCGUCACCUUCUGCCCGCUCACCUUUAGCUGUUACUGCCGGCAGCUUUCCCCCCUCACAGCAGACCUACACAGUAUUCUUUGACAGACUUCUUCAAAAUGGCGACUGAUGUGGCUUUUGAUACAUCUAUGGGCUCUUUCACAGUUGAGCUUUACAACGACCACGCGCCCAAGACGUGCAAGAACUUUGCGACUCUUGCUCAGCGAGGGUACUACAACAACGUCAUCUUCCACCGUAUCAUCCCGAAUUUCAUGGUCCAGACAGGUGAUCCCACCGGGACGGGCAGAGGAGGAUCAUCGAUCUACGGCGAGAAAUUCGAAGACGAGAUUCGCACGGAUUUGAAGCACACCGGGGCGGGGAUAUUGAGCAUGGCGAACAGCGGGCCGAACACCAACGGGAGCCAGUUCUUCGUCACCCUGGCACCUACGCCGUGGCUGGAUGGGAAGCACACGAUUUUCGGUAGAGUUAAGAGCGGGAUGCGAGUGAUCCAACGCAUGGGACUGGUCAAGACCAACGGGGAGGACCGACCGAUAGAGGAGGUCAAAAUAAUCCGAGCCAGAAUCGUUGAGAACACUGAAGAGUGAAGUCUGACACCUGAAACGGUACUCCCCUUCAAAGCUACAGUCCCGGUUUCUGAAGACAGACGGCAUGGGUUCAAUAAAAAUGAGCCAGAUGUCUCAGGAAGCAGGAGAAUACCCAGACAUUAUCGACCUGAUAAGUCUUGCCUGGACU
This is a messenger RNA of Penicilliopsis zonata CBS 506.65, 793 nucleotides long. RefSeq lists its product as hypothetical. Gene Ontology annotation, biological process: protein folding; protein peptidyl-prolyl isomerization. The transcript has 3 exons. NCBI's taxonomy places the organism in Eukaryota, Fungi, Ascomycota, Eurotiomycetes, Eurotiales, Aspergillaceae. Gene Ontology annotation, molecular function: peptidyl-prolyl cis-trans isomerase activity. The record is from RefSeq and is a predicted model, not a curated record. The coding region runs from base 160 to 645 and encodes 161 amino acids. Gene Ontology annotation, cellular component: catalytic step 2 spliceosome.